Messenger RNA from Calidris pugnax (ruff), 1884 nucleotides. RefSeq names its product ring finger protein 186 (gene RNF186). The transcript has a single exon. Gene Ontology annotation, biological process: protein ubiquitination. NCBI's taxonomy places the organism in Eukaryota, Metazoa, Chordata, Aves, Charadriiformes, Scolopacidae. Gene Ontology annotation, molecular function: ubiquitin protein ligase activity. The record is from RefSeq and is a predicted model, not a curated record. Bases 99 to 1019 code for a protein of 306 amino acids.
CAUUGCGUACAGCGGGAAUAAAGCAGCACAUAAAAGGAGCCAGAAACUCAGCAAAUCCUUCAGCGAAGGGAAGGCAAACUGCACGGAGGUUUAUCUCCAUGGAGAAAUCCACUGACAAGGCAAACAAUGGCCAGGGAUCGACGGCUCCUGAGGUUCUGCAGGCUGAGAAGGACUGUCCUGCACCCGCUGCGGAAGGUGCUGCAGAAACGAGCGGGGCAGGAGCCCUCACAGAAGACGCCGCGGACGUAAAGACGCUGGAAUUCACUGAAGAAUGUAUUAAAGACACGGAGCGACCUUCAGGCACAGAGCGAGACACUCCUGAUGCCUUUAAACCAGCCAUUUCGGAGGGAGACUGUCCAAACUCAGAGCCUCUCGUUAUGCUAACAAACAAAAACUCUCCCGAAGGAUGCGGUUUGGAAAUGAACCACCAGGGUUCAAGCACAACAUCUCUCGAUAUGGACUGCCUGGUCUGCUUCAACAAGUACAACAUCUACAGAGUCCCAAAGCUCCUGGACUGCCAGCAUUCCUUCUGUGCUGUCUGCCUCAAGCUUAUCCUCAGGAAAGAAGAGAACACCUGGAUCAUCACCUGCCCCCUCUGCAGAAAAGCCACUUUUGUCUCAGGAGGACUCAUCCGCACACUUCAAAAUAAAGAAGACAUCAUGGAGCACUUGGAAAACCCCGAUUCGAAUCUCGAGGUGCACAUCUCUGCCAUAGGGCUGGACAGCCAUAGCUGGACUCUGAGCAGCCAAGACGCUUUAUACAGGGAGGAGAACGUUCCAGCAGACAACAGACUGGCUGUCCAGAGACUGGUGCUGCUCCUGCUCCUUGUGGUGAUUCUCACCAUCCUCAUCCUCCCCUUUAUAUACUCCGGGCUGAUAAAAUGGGUAAUUUGUCUCAUGCUUGGUUUGGGGUUGGUCAUGUCAAUGGUGCUUUGCUGCACUCCUAAAUUCUACUGGAGGUGUAACAGGGACUCGCUCACCUCCUGCCACAAGGAGACCCACAUUGCUGCUAUUGCCUGAGGUGGUUAACGUGAGCUGCUCAGAGAGAACGGCCCGGUCCUGCCUGCCAAGCUGCACGUUACUGGACUUUGAACGCAAUCAUUCACGUGACAAAUUCAACAGGUGGCUGAAGUUAUCCCACUAAGACUCAAUGGCAAGGCACAGCCUCGUUAAAUGUCAUUAACGGAAACACAGUCCAAUAUUUAUACGUUGAUAUUUAUGAGAUUAUAAAAAUUGUAGGUUUUCCAUACAAUUUUUAUCCCAGGCUAAUCAUUUUGUUGUUUUGCUUUGGCCACGUUGUUCUUGUUUGUACCAUCUUUUGAUUAGCGCCGCAGAACAUUAUCUGAAACACCUGACAGAUGAUGUCCUGUGAAAAUCCCUGGCUGUGGUUGCGUUUUCGCGCUCUCUUAACACACGUACACCUUUUCUUGUGACGAUGUGGGGAAAUAAGACUGCUAAAUCAGGGGCUGGGUGCCUACCCUCAAUGAAGAGAGCAGUUUUAACCCAGGUUAUCACUUUAAUCCCUAUCCCUGGCCAAACAGUUGUUGGCAGGGAUGGGAAAGGGACUGGGAAAAUGGGGAUGUCAGUUGAUGCCACUUAAAGUAACGCAUGGAAUUAGAGAGAAAGAGGCAAAAUCAACACUCCUAACCUUGAGCCUGCAAUUGCAAAGGGCAAGGCUCUCAAAAGCUCAUGACACUCCAAAUUCCCCAUGUUUUUUAGCACAGAAGUAGUUCCUCUCACCUGAACUCCUUUAUCUAGCUCCCUGCACCGACUCUCUUCUUGUCUUGGAGAUACCCACAGAGAUAAAGAGAAAUCUGUCAAUUGCUGUGCCAUACCACGUGUGAUAUUUUUAUAUGGAAUGUGUCCAUUAAAGUUUAAUAAUGUU